Molecule: messenger RNA, 1725 nt
Organism: Monopterus albus (swamp eel)
Lineage: Eukaryota; Metazoa; Chordata; Actinopteri; Synbranchiformes; Synbranchidae
Gene: fosab
Product: v-fos FBJ murine osteosarcoma viral oncogene homolog Ab
Exons: 4
Coding region: 170-1312 (380 amino acids)
Biological process (GO): regulation of transcription by RNA polymerase II
Cellular component (GO): nucleus
Molecular function (GO): DNA-binding transcription factor activity, RNA polymerase II-specific; RNA polymerase II cis-regulatory region sequence-specific DNA binding
Source: RefSeq, a predicted model, not a curated record
CUGUAGUUGGCAGUUCAACUUUCAGUAACGGAACCGACGACUAGGUAGAACAGAUCGGGAGCAGCACACUACAGUCUCUCACAAGCCUACUAAAGGGAUUUACUCUUCACAAGUUUACAUUUCCCCUCAGUAGAGUUUGUUUGGAUCUUCUUGCUGUUUUUUGAGAAAGAUGAUGUUCACUGGUUUCACCACGGAGUGCGAUUCUUCCUCCCGCUGCAGCACUGCUUCCCCGUCCGGGGACAAUGUGGGAUACUACCCGUCACCAGCGGGAUCUUACUCCAGCAUGGGAUCUCCUCAAUCUCAGGAUUUCACUGAGCUGACAGGAUCAAGUGCCUCCUUCAUCCCCACCGUCACAGCCAUUUCAACAAGCCCAGAUCUGCAGUGGAUGGUCCAGCCUUUGAUCUCCUCAGUGGCCCCUUCUCACAGAGCUCAUCCCUACAGCUCCAGCUCCAGCCCCAGCUCCACCUACUCCAGACCAGCAAUGAGGUCUGCAGCAUCCAAGGUUCAUACCAAGAGGGGCAGAGUAGAACAGGUGACACCUGAGGAGGAAGAGAAGAGAAGAAUUCGCAGGGAGAGAAAUAAGCAAGCAGCAGCAAAAUGUCGCAACAGGAGGCGAGAGCUCACAGACACUCUGCAAGCUGAAACUGAUAUGCUGGAGGAUGAGAAGUCCAGCCUGCAGAAUGAUAUUGCCAGUCUUCUGAAGGAGAAGGAGAGGCUUGAGUUCAUCCUGGCUGCUCAUCAACCCAUCUGCAAAAUCCCCUCAGCAGUAGAGACAGACUUCCCAAUGGCCUCCAUCUCUUCUGCCCACUCCUGCCACACCACUGAGGUGUCCGCACAGCAACAAACCACCAUCCCAGUGACAUCUACUAUUACUUCCAGCCAGCCAACUUUCACCUCCUCCAACUCAAUCUUUUCCAGCAGCACUUCCAUCCUCUCCUCUGCCACAGUCUCUGGCAGUACGGUAAAGAUGACAGAUCUGGAAGCCUCUGUACUAGAGGAGUCACUGGACCUGCUGGCAAAGACGGAGAUGGAGACAGCACACUCAGUGCCAGAGGUUGACUUGUCCAACUCUAUCUACACAACUCAGGACUGGGAGCCCCUUCACGCUUCAGCCAGUAACAGUGACUUUGAACCCCUGUGCACACCUGUGGUGACCUGUACCCCUGCCUGCACCACCUACACCUCUUCAUUUGUGUUCUCCUUCCCAGAACCAGAGACCUUCCCUACUUGCGGCAUUGCCCACAGGAGGGGAAGCAGCAGCAAUGAGCAGUCCUCUGACUCCCUCAGCUCACCAACUCUGCUAGCUCUUUAAAGACUCUUCCAGAAAUAAUAAUACUUCCUAUCAAGCACAUUUUCUUCAUGUAAGAUAGAUGUGCAGAUCACAGGGCUAUGGAAUGGACAUGUACCAGAAAUUAUUUAUGGUUUUAUUUGCCUUUAUCUAUACUUGCCUAUUACACCAAUGUAGCAAGUUAAAAAGCAUGUUUCAGCUAAUACCACCUAGUUGUUUUCUGAGUGCAUAUAUGAUUUUAUGGUGCUAGAUAACAAAACUUGUUGUAGUAUUGAUGUUUGCCCAGAGCAAUAGCUAGUUAUUAUUGAUACAGUUUAUUUUUUGGUUGAUGGAAUGUGAGAAUAAUUGUGAACUGCUUGUGAAACUUUAAAACUGGCGUGCUUUGUCUUAACCAUGGUCUGAGUGGUCUUAAUAUAAAGUUUUCUGUGAAAACAUUA